Cucumis sativus (cucumber) is the source of this 1117-nucleotide messenger RNA. RefSeq names its product protein LURP-one-related 12. The transcript is spliced from 2 exons. The record is from RefSeq and is a predicted model, not a curated record. Bases 308 to 928 code for a protein of 206 amino acids. Lineage: Eukaryota; Viridiplantae; Streptophyta; Magnoliopsida; Cucurbitales; Cucurbitaceae.
AAUCAAUCAUUCUUAAUCAAAUAAUUCCGUUUAUGGACCCUAACAACGGACGCUGCUUACACUCUCAUCAUCAUCACCACCAUAAUCGGCAAUAACUAUAUUUAUUUACUUCCUUCUCCGAUUCUCUUCUAUUAUUCUUAUAUUACGAUUAUUUAUAGAUUCUGUUUGUUGAUUUGUCAUCAUCCUCACAAAUGAGAAUGAGAAACCCACCGCUCAAUUUAUAAAUUCCUCCAUCCAUCUUCUACACUAGUCUUCUCCUUCACAUUCUCUGUUCUUCAUUUCCACAAAGUUAAUAUUGGACAAGAAGAUGAAACAAUUACCCGUCAUCGUGGAGGAAGCUUUUGUGUAUGAUGAAGACAAGCAUCUCACUGUCAUGAAAACUUCUCUCUUCUUUGCAGGCGAUGGCUAUACUGUCUACGAUUGCAAAGGCGAGCUCCUUUUCAGAGUUGAUUCUUACGGUCCAGAUGCGCGUGACAAGGAUGAAAUCGUUCUCAUGGACGCCCAAGGCAAGUGUUUACUCACUGUUCGUCGGAAGAGGCCGAGUCUACAUCACCGGUGGGAAGGAUUCUUAGGGGAGAGAACAGAAGGACAGAAGCCAAUCUUCAACGUGAGACGUUCAUCAAUAAUCGGACGGUCAAGCAUGACGGUGGAAGUGUUGAAGGAUUCCGGCGAUGAGUACCACAUCGAAGGGUGUUUCGGUAAUCGGCAUUGCACGAUCUUCGAUGCAGCGAAGGAAGCAGUGGCUGAGAUUAAACGCAAAGUAGAUGCUACUACAAACGUGGUGCUUGGGAAAGACGUCUUCUCUCUCAUAAUCAAGCCGGGAUUCGAUGGUGCCUUCGCCAUGGGUUUAGUGCUGGUUCUUGAUCAGAUCAACGGUGACUCUUUCGAUGAUGAGGAUACUGAAAUGGAUCCCACGGCUGAUGAUUAGUCUCUUUCUUUUAGAAAUAAUUUUGUCCGUUAAAAGGGAAGCCCGUAGGGGCCAAUGCAUAUCAUAUGGUUUCUUUCCUUUUUCUUCUUAGUAUAUAUAUAUAUUGUAUCGUAUAUCGUUAUUGCUUUAUAGAGACGUACGGGUAAUGAUUAGUAAAAUACUAUGACUAAUUUAGUUUAAAUUUAUUAA